Molecule: messenger RNA, 980 nt
Organism: Mucor mucedo
Lineage: Eukaryota; Fungi; Mucoromycota; Mucoromycetes; Mucorales; Mucoraceae
Product: mitochondrial carrier domain-containing protein
Exons: 4
Coding region: 18-923 (301 amino acids)
Biological process (GO): mitochondrial L-ornithine transmembrane transport
Molecular function (GO): L-ornithine transmembrane transporter activity
Source: RefSeq, a predicted model, not a curated record
AUCUCUCUCUUUUAGCUAUGGAAUCCACUGCUCCAUCAAGUGUCAAACCCUCCAAUGUACGACUUCAGUUGGAAGAUUUAGCAUUUGGUUCGGUCGCAGGCAUGGUUGGAAAAGUGAUUGAAUAUCCGUUUGAUACGGUCAAAGUAAAGCUUCAAACACAGUCUGUGCUUCAUCCUCUGUAUGCAGGACCGAUGGCUUGUUUAAAAGCCACUGUACGUCAAGACGGUCUUCCUGGACUCUUCAAGGGUAUGUCUUCGCCCAUCAUCGGAGCCAUGCUGGAAAACGCCAUCUUAUUUGUAGGCUAUCGACAGAUUCAACGCGCCAUUCGAUCGUAUUCACAGACGCCUCCGGAAGAACCUUUAAGCUUAAAUCAACUUGUGUUGGCAGGUGCCAUGGCAGGUACGAUUGUGUCAUUUGUAUUGACACCGGUGGAAUUGAUCAAGUGUCGGUUACAGGUACAAAGGAGUGCGACAGGGCCACGUCAGUUGAUAAAGCAGAUCUACAAGCAGCAGGGGAUGCGUGGAUUUUUCAAGGGAUUUAUGCCUACAUGUGUACGAGAAACAGGUGGUAGUGCAUUUUGGUUUGGAGCCUAUGAAUACAGCUGUCGGUGGAUACUGCUUCAUAACAGUGGUGAUGGGAUACGUACAAAAAAAGAUUUGAGUGCGGCCGAGCUGAUGCUGGCAGGUGCAUGCGGCGGCAUUGCCUAUAACGUGUCUUUUUUUCCAGUGGACGUGAUUAAAUCCCGCAUGCAAAUCUCCACCGGACCCUCCUCGUUUAGAGAGGUUGCCAAGGAGAUUUAUCGAGGUGCUAGGAUGGGAGGGUUUUAUCGCGGAUGCGGUAUGACGGCAGCCAAAAGUGCACCUGCAAAUGCAAUCAUCUUUAUGACCUAUGAACUUUUAACUCGUUAUUUGGGCUCCUCGUAAUUAAUAAAAAAAAAAAAAAAAAAAAAAAGGGCGGCAAAUAGAGUUUCCGGAUCAACA